This is a messenger RNA of Adelges cooleyi (spruce gall adelgid), 5049 nucleotides long. RefSeq lists its product as uncharacterized. The transcript is spliced from 23 exons. Gene Ontology annotation, biological process: protein desumoylation. Gene Ontology annotation, molecular function: SUMO-specific endopeptidase activity. Lineage: Eukaryota; Metazoa; Arthropoda; Insecta; Hemiptera; Adelgidae. The coding region runs from base 700 to 4554 and encodes 1284 amino acids. Gene Ontology annotation, cellular component: nucleus; cytoplasm. The record is from RefSeq and is a predicted model, not a curated record.
UGGUAUUUAUCAAAAAAAUACCGACGUACCUGUAACUUUUUGUAACGGUGUGUCCCGAACAGUUUUGUUCAGACUUCGGUAAUCAGUUUUCGGUAUAAUAAUUAUUGCCGUCCAACGCGCUUACCUAGGUUUGACUUCAAUAUUAUUAUACUUAAUAAUAUUAUAUCCCAGUCGAAACUCGUGAAAACAUAAAUUGGUACACCGUACUAUAUUAUGCCGAAUGCCGAUGCGUUAUCGGCCGUGCGAUCCGGUGCCAUUGAGUUGUCGUUACCCGUGUCGUGUUCAUUGUUGAGGUUUAUUAUUGUUGUUGUCGUUUUCUUGUCAGCCAUUCCACGUUAUUGCCGCUGAGCCCACAUUCGUGGACAUUUCAGACCGAAGAGUCCGGUGUUUGCCGUACGCGUUUCCCGUCGACACUUCUGCGCAUUCCGCCAAACGUACUUAACCGCUACCGCUCCCGCUGCCGCCGCCGUCAACCCUCGGGUCCGCCGUGGUGCGUCUAACCUCUAUCUUGUACGGUGCCGGCUUCGCGGACCAAGAGCCAACGGCAAACGUUGCGGGUCGUAUGGAUGCUGUGCACAAUGUGGCCAUAAAGAUGUGACAUCGUGUCAGACAUGCGUGAAACCAUAAUAUGAUCGCCGGACUUGUACAGUUUAUAGGUGACAAGAGUGCUAACGACGACUGUGGUAACAAAUACUUAUCAUGUUCACGGCGAACGUAAGCCAUGAAGGCGAGACUUUUCGUGUACCAAACGAAAUAGUUAAGCUGAUUCAGUUAUUUGAAAGUGUUCCAUUCGCACUUAACCAGAACGCCAGCACUGACCUAUCCUCGAACGUCACUACCAACAAGUCUUUAAUCUUCAAUACCGACAAGGCCAAAAGUGUCAACAGCGAGGAGCCCUUGAACGCCACUGACGAGAACGAUAGUUUUGUCGAAGAAGUUAUAUUUGAAUUUAAUAUGGAUCAAUCUAAUGAAAAAUGUAGUGAUGCCAGAAUGGUUCCUAUGCCUAAGUGUUUGGUGAAUAACCCUAGUAUAUCAAUCAUACCGGCAAAAAGUCCUCAGACCUUGAAUUCACCCUCAAGACAACCACAAAGAACAUCAAUUAGUAUGUUACCACGAGCUACGCCUGUAACUACGCCAAGUGCAGUUGUUCCUGUGUCAAACGAACAAAGUGUUAUCAAUGAUAAAUUAGUUCAAUCAAGCGCUAAAAACAAAACUAAAAGAAACGCACUUAAUCAAGACACGGAUCUAUCAACAUUCAAAGUACCGAGGCUUUCUAAAACGCCAGACAAAAGAUCAAGAACCUCCAAUAAGUCGUGUGCUAAAAAUGAACAGACUUCGAAAGUUAAUCAUCCUUCAAAACCACUUCAAGUUCCAACAACGAAAUCACUUUGUUCUGUGACUAACGUGAUAAACAUAGUUGCUCAAUCAGGAGCAAAACAGUUGUCUACUCCAAUUUCAGAUUUAAAAAAAGAUACAGUAACCAAUGAAACUGAAAAAAACAUUAAUGUUAAAGUAAAGUCUUACGAGUUAUCUGUCAAUGGUCCACUUAUAAAGGAAGAUGGUGGUCUUAAUAUGAAAGGCAAAAGCGAAGGAAUUUUUGUAUACAAAAAUAAUCAAAUUAUUGAUAUUACAAAACCUGACUUGGUAGACAAUCUGUUAUUGUGUGUUGGUGCAGGUCUUAAAAGAUUUGGUACUAAAGAAGAAUAUGAUAUUGCUAAACAAUCAAACAUCAUACACUCUCCUGAACAUAGUUGGUGGUCCACGGAUUCAGAAAAUGUUUCUACAACUAAUUCUAAACAGAGUCCAGUGAAUUCAAAUAACAUUGUUACUCAGAAAAGCCCACAAGCAGUUAAUCAAACUUCUCAUAAAUCACCAUCACCACAUAUUGGAAGUCAACAUCCUUCUACCUCAAAACAUCCUAGUGUUAGCGUAACAUUACAACAAAUGAAAGGGUCACCGAAUGUUUUUUCACCCCAAGGCCAACCUAAGCAAAAUGACGUAAAAAUGCAAUUGUCAAGUAAUCAACUAGUAACGUCGCCAAAAGCUACAAUUACCCAGACGCAGUUAUCAUCAAAACAACAAGUGUUAAAUAGUUCACAGUCAUCAUCACCUUCAAAACUUACUAUGGCUACAGUUAAUCAAGUUAAGACUGCAUCCAAACAAACAGCGGGACAACCUUUGGCUCCCAGUAAACUUCAGCCGGCUGAAAAUAAUCAGCCUACUGUAAAAACCUGUAGUAAAUGUGGCGCUGAAGCGGUAGAUGACUUGUGUACUACUUGUCGUGUAUCUUCUCAAUUCAAAGGCGUGACUGUAACGCGAAUUGAAACACCAGCUACCCCAAUAUCCAGUAGUGUUGGUUCAGUCAUAUUGUUGUCAUCAGAGGACGAGGAUGACGGUGAAAUAAAUAGUAAUGAAGACACUACACUUCCGGUUGAGCCGAUUGUCAGUAGAGUGGACUCGAUGGACCUCAUAAAUGAAUAUGUUGCCAAUUUGAGACAAAAUCCAUUGCAUCUAGAGGAUAAAUUAUUACAGAUUGAUUUGAGCAGUAAAGAUUUUUUUAAAAUUGAAAAUUGUUAUAGUAUUCGAAUUGGUAAUUUUAAAACCACACCAUCUGAUCUCGGUGAUACUGUUGUUUGUUUACACGGAGUAAGAAUAACAUUAAAUGAUGCAGAUAGCCAACCGGUUACGCUUGAUUUACGUGCAGAAAAUAUUGUAAAAAUAUUGGCAUUUUAUGGAGAUAAAAUGCCUACUAUUAUUAUAUAUACUACACAUUUAGCGUCUGCAGGAAUUCGUCAUUUGUUAGGAAUGCGCGAUGAUGGCAAAGGUUAUUUCUAUGAUCCGACUUUUAGAGACAAUACUGUGAAUAAAAUUAUUUUAUCAUUUGGACUAAAGAAAAAUGAAAAUACAACUUUAGAGAAGUUGUUACAAAGGUUCCCCAAAGGGAAGUAUGAACCUGUGACUACGUUUCAAGUUAAUAAACUUAUAUCCGCUGCUUCUUCUGUUGAUAAACAGUAUAAGAAAAAAGUCGAGAAAACAAGAAAUAUGGAUUAUAAUAAUACCGAAAUUAUCAAUUUUAAUGCUGAUAACAAUAAUUGUAGAGUAAGCAUCUUCGAUUUUACAGGCCUAAGUGUCGAUGAAUAUUUAAACGAUGCACUCGUCGACUUUUAUUUAAAUUAUUGGUUUAUGCGGCAUGUGUCUGAAAAAGACCGAAGACGAUCAUAUCUUUUUAGUACUUUCUUUUAUACAAGACUGACAACACCAAUAGGCGGAAACGAUAAAACCAAACCAAAAGCACAAUGCCGUCAUGAUCGUGUUAAAAAAUGGACGAAAAAUGUCAACAUAUUUGAAAAAGAUUUUAUUUUUGUACCAAUAAAUGAAAACUAUCAUUGGUAUAUGGCAGUUGUGUGUUAUCCAUAUUUAACAGGCCCAAUUCAUAUGGAAACUGGAAGUAAAGUCGACUUGCCAGAUAUAGACCGAUUUGAACCAGAUAAUUUUCAUUUAUCUCCUUGUGCGGAAAAUUCUGAACGCGAUGAAGUAGAUGGAAACUCAGAAGACCUUAGAUAUUUCCAUCUUAACUAUGACUAUUAUGAUGAAAAAGAGACAAGUACUUAUGAAUCUGAUGUUGAAGAGUUGAAAAAAUCCGAACGACCUCCUAUUAAACAGCCAUGCAUUUUAAUAUUUGACUCGUUAUAUGGUGGUACAAACCGAGCGAAUAUUGUUGCUACACUACGAGAAUAUUUAGCUGAAGAAUAUUAUGCCAAAAAUGGAGAACGCAGAGAAUUUCCCAAAGAAAUCGUGAAAGGUAGUGCUGUCAAAGUUCCACAACAAACAAAUUACUCGGAUUGCGGUCUAUUUUUGUUACACUAUUUUGAAAAAUUCUUUGAGUGUCCCAUUGUCGAUUAUAGUUGCCCAAUAUCACAUCUUGAGCAUUGGUUCUCCUGUGACGAUGUCACUAAGAACGCGAAAAAACGAAAAGAUUUUCUGAAAAUUGUUUUAAAAAUCAUGGAAGAACAAGGACGUAAAGUUGAACUACCAACUUUGAAGUUUGUAUCCACAAACAAUUCUUCAGGUGUACACUAUCGCUCUUACAACCCGUUUAAUCAUGACUACGAUAGCAUGGAUUAUGAAGAAAAUAUGGAUAGUGAAGAUUCUGAAAUGUGCGAUGAAGAGGACUAUAUGGAAUCUGAUGAAGAAUACGUCAAUCCCAAUUAUGAUUAUGAAGAUGAAGACGAAGAAGACGGUUAUGAUCACGAUCCGACAGAUUUUUACCCUGAACAUUCUGAAAACGAAGAUGAAACUACGUAUGUCGAAAGUGCACAGUGGUCUGACGUUCAACAUGAAGAUGGCAUUGAAUACCAUACCGAGAACAUCGGGGUUGAUGUGGAUGAACCUGAUGUAAACCCCAAUAAUCAUGGAAAUGUCAGUCACCAGAACAAUGAACACCUAGAUUCUUAUAGAUCCGCCUAUGUGGAACAUGAAAAUAUUAGUGAAAACAUCUCGGCGGCACAAAGUUUUAAAUCGAAAAAGGCUCAACGUCUAAAUCAUAAUAAGUAACCAACCAAUUAAUAAACUUACAAAAAUGGUUAAACGUAUCAAGCAUAAUAUUAGAUAUUGUUACAGUAAUUAAAUAUUUAUUUACCUUUGAAAUUGUCAGUAAAAUUAUUAUGCUUGUUCAAAAUAAACACGGUGGUGUUGCUCUAAGAAAAAGAUUUUAACCAGGGAAUAUUGUAUAAUGGUCAACAAUAAAAACACUUUUUACCCCUAAUUGUUACGGUGUAAUUUAAAACGCCAUUUUGAUUUAUUAUAAGCAUGUUCAUUCCACAUUAAUUAAGUUAUAUAAAAUUACUUGUAAAUUUAUUUUAUACCUAAUGGUGAUUUUAUAUAUUUUUUCCUAACUAAAAUGUUACAACAUAUUUAUGUAUGUAUUUUAUUAUGUAUAUUGUAUAUAGUGAAGUGUGUUAAAAGUAUAUAUUUCAUUUUAUAAUGAUCUUAUUUUUGUCUAUAUUUAUUUUAAUAAUAAUAAUAUGUUAAAUGUUUUAUGCACGUAAA